Helianthus annuus (common sunflower) is the source of this 582-nucleotide messenger RNA. RefSeq lists its product as uncharacterized. The transcript has a single exon. Lineage: Eukaryota; Viridiplantae; Streptophyta; Magnoliopsida; Asterales; Asteraceae. The record is from RefSeq and is a predicted model, not a curated record. Bases 1 to 582 code for a protein of 193 amino acids.
AUGUCGGCUUUCAAAAUCCCACCUUUCAACAUUUUCAACAAUUCCAACAGUUUCAACAAGCCCAAUUUGAAAUUUCAUGCCUUGACAACCAAUGACACAUCACCAAUAACACCACAAAGCUUUAAUGUUGAUGAAUCUCCUUCCCCACAUCUCAAAACGGCUAAAAAGAAGAGCAAAACGGUGAAUACGUCACCGGUUAAACGUUUAAAAUGGACCACAGAGAUUCAACUUGCAAAAGGUCUUAUACAUAUAUCCCAAGAUCUGAUUGUAGGGAACAACCAAAAGUCCACUGCGUUUUGGAAGCAAGUAGAAGAGUGUUUCAUGCAAGGGGAAAAUGUUAAUGUUAGGGACGAGCACAACUUAAGGAUACAUUGGCAUAUGAUCAAGUCUAAGGUCAACACAUUUAAUGAGCUAUAUAUACGCAUAAGCUCGAAUUGGAAAAGUGGGAUAUCUGAUGACCAAAUCAUGACAUUGGCUAGGGCGGAGUACAUACCCGAUAAAGAAAAUAAGCAACCGUUCCCAUAUGAGCAUGUUUGGAACAUUAUGAAGUGCCCAAAGUGGGUGCCACCAGUCAAGAUAUAA